This is a messenger RNA of Nilaparvata lugens (brown planthopper), 1680 nucleotides long. RefSeq names its product proton-coupled amino acid transporter-like protein pathetic. Gene Ontology annotation, cellular component: vacuolar membrane. Bases 210 to 1652 code for a protein of 480 amino acids. Gene Ontology annotation, molecular function: amino acid transmembrane transporter activity. NCBI's taxonomy places the organism in Eukaryota, Metazoa, Arthropoda, Insecta, Hemiptera, Delphacidae. The record is from RefSeq and is a predicted model, not a curated record. Gene Ontology annotation, biological process: amino acid transmembrane transport. The transcript has 9 exons.
GCACAAGGAUGUCGCAGCUUGAGAUAAGAGAGCCGAGAGUGGACUUCUUCAAUCGCAGCAAACGCGUUCGCCGAGUCACUCAUCCUAUGUUUGAGCAAAAGUUCGCACUUGCCAAGUUCAUGGCCAGCUACAACUACAAAGCACCGGAUAGCAUAAUUUGCCUCCUUUGAGUGUGUGUGAGUGUGUUUUCACGGAUUUUAUCAAGCAAUAUGUCUUGUCAACCAUCGUUGCUUAAUAUUACCAAUGAAAGCUUCAAAAAUGAAUUGAACAAAAGUGCUGUGGCUGAUCCAGGUUUGAAUCUAAAUAUUUUUGUAAUAGGUAGUGAUAUAAAAGAUGGAAAUAGAUCAACUCUGAAACUAGUUGAGAAGUCGAAAGAGGAAUUAAAUGAAGAAGAAUAUGAUCCAUUUAGUUUUAGACAAGUCCAGCAUCCAACUACAUAUGGUGAGACUCUAGUCAACUUUUUAAAGUCUCUGGUUGGUACCGGAGUACUAGCCAUGCCAUAUGGAUUUCAGAAUACGGGGAUGAUUAUUGGCAUUCUUGGAACAUGUAUAAUAGGUUUUAUCAGUGCAUAUUGCGGCAAUACAUUGGUAAGGUGCUCUCACAUUUUACUCAAGCGCAGAAAAAUUCCAAUUUUGGAUUUCGCAGGUGUUGCCGAGCAAGCCUUUUUAUCAGGGCCUCAGCGGUUUAGAAAGUAUUCUAUGUUCGUUGGGAAGUUCAUAGAUCUGUUCAUUGUACUGGGUACAAUAGGAGGUAACGGCUGCUAUAUUGUCUUUAUAGCAUCUAAUCUGAAACAACUACUGGACCCAAUGGUGGGCGAACACAGCUCGCGAAUCUACAUGGUCGCAAUGCUGCCUGUGAUUCUGGUGAUGAACCUGGUGCGCAAUCUCAAGUACAUAGCUCCGUUUUCGAUGUUCGCCAACGCCGUCCUCGGUUCGGGACUUGUCAUUAUCUUCUAUUACAUAGUGCAAGACUUGCCUGCUGUCAGCACCAUGCCACUCUACGCCAGUGCCUCUCAACUGCCCUUGUUUUUCGGCACAGCAGUCUUCGCUUAUGGUAUGAUUGGAGUGGUGCUACCACUUGAGAAUGAUAUGAAAAAGCCAACCCAGUUCCUGGGGGUUGGAGGAGUGUUGAGCAUUGGUGUGUGCUUCACGGCUGUUCUCUACACCACGAUGGGAUUCCUCGGCUACUUGAAGUACGGCGAGAAGACCGAGGCCAGUAUCACUCUCAAUCUGCCGCUGGAUGAACCAAUUGCUAAAUCAGUCAAACUAUUGUAUUCGGUGGCUGUUCUAUUCACUUACCCAAUGGCCAGUUAUCCAGCUAUGCAGAUACUUCAAUCAUACUCAGCCAAGAGCUUCAAGUCGCUGUCUGUGCUCUAUUUCUUCAGAGUUCUGAUGGAUGUAUUGACUGUGCUUCUGGCAAUCCUUAUUCCCAACCUGGGAGCAUUCGUAUCAUUGGUGGGUGCUGUGUCAUCAUGUUUGUUUGGUUUGAUUUUUCCACCAGUCAUUGAACUUUUGACAUACUACGAGGAUUUCAACUAUGGAAGAUUCUACAGUAGGAUAUGGAAGAACAUCUUCAUUAUCAUCUUUGGGGCACUUGGUUUCAUAACAGGAACAUACUUCAGUAUUUUAGAUAUAAUUAAUUUUGAUAAGUGAUUAAAUAGAAACUAUUUAUAUGAACAAC